Messenger RNA from Caenorhabditis angaria, 843 nucleotides. Lineage: Eukaryota; Metazoa; Nematoda; Chromadorea; Rhabditida; Rhabditidae. The record is from the annotation of a GenBank genome assembly.
AUGUCACAUUCAGCUUUCGAUCGUUCCUCAUCAUCUUCUUCUUCCCAAUCCGAUCCAAAUCGCAUCGAUCACAACAUCCGACACUAUUUCCAAGUUUUCGAGAAAGAAAUUGUGCGCAGAAUUCAGGAAAGCGAAGAAAGACUUCGAAGAGAAAUCGAGGAAACAAGUAUGAGUAAAAUGGAUAAAAUAAUCGAUUUGAUAACAUCAAUCAAAUCAAAUUAUUUCGAUACAUCUGAUAGGAUUGUAAAACAAGGAGAUCAGAUUCAAAGAGCGAUUCAUGAAUUAGAACAACUCAAAUAUAUGUCAAAUAUGCAAGGGCCUAUUAUGAAUUUGAAUCAUAAUCAUAAUCAAAUGCCCCUCCCAGUUCCAAUGCCAAUCAUGAAACAAGAAUUGGAUUAUCUUCAAGAACAAGACUACGAUUUACGUUCACAACAAGUUCGAUCUUCUCGUAGAUCACGUUCUCCACGACAUCGACAUGAUAGAUCGCGAAGUCCGCAAUUUAUCCAAAGUCGCGAUAAUCCACACCGAAUAUUGAAAGAAGAUCCACGUGUGACUGGAGAAAGUAAACCGCAAGGUUCUGGAAAUAAAUGUAUCUAUUGUCAUUACGCGCAUUUUUCGGAUGAAUGUCCGAUUGUAUCAGAUGUUAUGAAACGAAAAGAUAUUUUACGCGCGGAAAGUCGAUGUUUUCGAUGUUGCGGAAAAUUGGAGAAUCAUAAUAAUUGUGCUUCAAGAGAAUGUCGAUAUUGUAAAAUUAUUGGAAAAACGAGAAUUGAUCAUCAUUCAUCGAUUUGCCGAGUUCCGAUAAAUACAUCUGCUUCUGGAAGAGGCGAUGAAUAUCGUUGA